Messenger RNA from Nelumbo nucifera (sacred lotus), 1017 nucleotides. Its product is annotated as Plastid-lipid associated protein PAP / fibrillin family protein. The record is from RefSeq and is a predicted model, not a curated record. Lineage: Eukaryota; Viridiplantae; Streptophyta; Magnoliopsida; Proteales; Nelumbonaceae.
GUCCGAGUCUUGAGAUUAUUAAUAGACCUGGUUCCUCCUCCUUCCUGCCCAUUGUAAGGAAAACUGUUCCUUCGUAUGCUUGUGACUGAAUUCAUGGCUAUCGAGCUCAUACAGCCACCCAUCAGAGCUUGUCAUGUAGUACCUACAACACACAAGAUGAGAAAGAUGAUAAAAACUAGCAGAGCAACCCCAGCCACCCAUUUAAAGCUCAAGAAGAGCUCAGGAUUAGGUGAGCAGGCUUCUGGGCUUAGACCCACUUACAUCGUUAGAGCUGCAGAACGGGGUUCUGGUUUGGUUGGGGAACAAGAAGCAGAGGUAUCAGAAGAGUCCAAGGCAAUCCCCCAGAUCAAAGCAGCUCUUAAUCAGGCUUUACAAGGCAUCAACAGAGGCAUUUUUGGAGUCCCAUCGGCAAAGAAGUCUGAAAUUUUAGGUCUGGUGGAGCUGCUGGAGGCCCAGAAUCCAACUCCUGAUCCUACUCAAGAUCUAAACAAGGUGGGUGGAUGCUGGAAACUCAUCUACAGCACAAUUUCGAUUCUCGGUGCGAAAAGGACCAAACUAGGAUUACGAGAUUUCAUUUCUUUGGGAGAUUUUUUCCAGAAUAUUUACGUUGCUGAGGGUAAAGCAGUUAAUGUGAUAAAGUUCAACGCAAGAGGAUUGAGUUUGUUGAAUGGAGAGUUGAUCAUUCAAGCCUCCUUCAAGAUUACAUCCAAAUCAAGAGUUGAUAUAGAGUAUGGAAGUUCAACCAUUACACCUGAUCAGUUGAUGAAUGUGUUCCAGAAGAACUAUGAUCUUCUGCUUGGUAUCUUCAAUCCAGAGGGUUGGCUGGAGAUCACAUAUGUUGACGAGUCCAUGCGCAUUGGAAGAGAUGAUAAAGGCAAUAUCUUCUUACUGGAAAGAUCAAAGCAGGAAAAUUCCUAAAUAGUUUUGUCAAGAGAAAUCAUUAUCCCCAUUUUUUUCAACCAACAUACAUUCCAUGUAUUCAUGUCAAUUUAAAUGAAAAGUAAUUUACACAGGGCA